This is a messenger RNA of Phymastichus coffea, 1221 nucleotides long. RefSeq names its product NADH-quinone oxidoreductase subunit B 2-like. The coding region runs from base 293 to 958 and encodes 221 amino acids. Lineage: Eukaryota; Metazoa; Arthropoda; Insecta; Hymenoptera; Eulophidae. The record is from RefSeq and is a predicted model, not a curated record. The transcript is spliced from 4 exons. Gene Ontology annotation, molecular function: quinone binding; 4 iron, 4 sulfur cluster binding; NADH dehydrogenase (ubiquinone) activity. Gene Ontology annotation, biological process: electron transport coupled proton transport; mitochondrial respiratory chain complex I assembly; aerobic respiration.
ACGCGCGCCCGCUGCACAAUGCCAUCUGCUUGGCCCCGGCUGCAGCUCGCCUGCUCCUUUAUUUUAUUUUUAUCUUUUCGUUUCCACUUACUUCGACGCGGCGUGACGAGAGCGACCGUGUCCCGGAACACAGCGCGCUUUCAUCGGAAACGGCGUGUCGUGGACAAGGCGAACGAUUACAAGCGAGCCGCUCUCGCGCAGCAGCAGCAUCGACCAAACCAGCAGACGACGAAUCUGUCGUACGUGUGUGACGUGACGUCAGGAGAUCCACGGCAGACUGGACUCGGGCAAAAUGUUGCGUUCCGUCUUGACGAAUCACGUUUUCCAGCAAGGAUUGAAUGUACUGGUGAAAAACAAUGCCGCUAUCCUGGGCACGCAGAGCGCGCUCUUAGAGCAAACAAAAAAAUUAACAACACCAGCUGUUGGAAGCUCAUCGACAACAGCCCCAGCAACAAAAGAACCUUACAGUCCCUUCCCGAAAAAGAGUAAUACGGUUGAAUAUGCUCUGGCUAGACUCGACGAUUUAUUGAAUUGGGGCAGAAAAGGUUCUAUUUGGCCUUUGACAUUUGGUUUGGCUUGCUGUGCUGUGGAAAUGAUGCAUAUUGCUGCACCUCGUUACGAUAUGGACAGGUUUGGCGUUGUAUUCCGUGCCUCACCCAGACAUGCUGAUGUAAUUAUUGUAGCUGGUACACUAACAAAUAAGAUGGCUCCUGCACUAAGGAAAGUUUAUGAUCAAAUGCCAGACCCUAAGUGGGUCAUUUCUAUGGGCAGUUGUGCCAACGGUGGAGGCUAUUACCAUUAUAGUUACUCUGUUGUUCGAGGGUGUGACAGGAUCAUACCUGUGGACAUUUACGUACCUGGCUGUCCUCCCACGGCAGAAGCACUCCUAUAUGGAAUUUUGCAGUUACAAAAGAAAGUUAAGCGAAUGGAGACUACUCAAGUCUGGUAUAGAAAAUAAACUUGUUUAUAAUAUGACAAGUAGUCAAAUUUUUAAAACAAUCAACUGUAAAAUAUUAAUUUAUGAUUACGUUUAAAAUUAAAAAAUCAUUCAAAGAUUAUUACGCCUUAACUUCUAUUAUUGUGAAGAAAUUUUGUUAUUAAAAAUGCUUUGUUAGAAUAAAAAUGAUCUAAAAUAUAUGAAACAAAAUCUUUUACAUUUCUAUUUUUAUAAACCAAAUUAAAAUAGUUAAAUCUUCAAACGUUUCAAAUAAAAUCUCAUUA